CACCUGGACACCUUGAAGCCUUGCCAUAUAGAAGGCACACUGGUUAUCUGACAGAGAAGAGUGCAAUCAUAUAUAUGUCCCUGUGUAAGAACAUCAUUUCUUCUCUUUAAUUUCAGAGCUGCAGAAAGUCCUCUGUAAAGGAAAGAGCCACGCCACGGAGUGUGAGAGAGGAGAGAAAGAGCAUCUGAUAAAUGAUAGAUGAUCUCCCUCUUUUUCACCUCGAUCUGUCUUUUGAUGAUUCAAGAACCUCCUUGGGUUUGAUGCCUAAAGAGGAAAGUGAUGAAGUAGAUUUAUGUGCUUAAGAUUCUUUUAAGUCUUCUUUGCCUCUUUUUUUCUUCUUCUUCUUGGAAAUUUCAAGCUUUUGAAGCACCAUGAUGGGGUAUCCAAAUCUUGAUCACUACUACCAUGAAGAGCUUCAUAGUCUCCCUUCCUUAGCCACAGCUCCGGAUUUCUACGAUCUUGCGAGCAACAAGAUACUACUGAACUGGAGUGACGGCCUAUCAAAUGCCAAUGGCGGAGAGUUGUCAUCCAACCAAAGAGAUCGGAGCUUAAACCAUGAGGCAUCACUUAUAAGCUCGCAAGUUAUUCAAGAGCUAGGAUUUCAGUACUGGCUUGUCAACAAGGAACCAGUAGUUAUGAACCAGCUGCCCCAUGAAGAACAUUCACGCCAACUCAACCUAGAGAAGGUGAAAGAAGAGUUGGGCCUUCAGCCGUUGCCGGGAAACUUGUCAGAAGGCUUGAGCUUCGAUGUCUACAACUACAUGACGCCGGCAACUCCAGCACUGGGGUGGUCUUCCUUGGACAUGGUUCUUCCCGCGCUGGAACAGUUGGCUUCUGGUCUUGACCACCAUCCGCAGGAAUCAAUUCCGGGUUCCUUCCUCGUCCACCAAAAGAUGCACUCUUUGAUCAGUGGGAUAACAGAAGAAAACAGAGCAUGCAAUUCUACCUGGGAACGAAGACCAUCUCAAACACCACCACUCAGAAAGCCUCGGUUUGACCAGCGCUCUCCUUUCUCUCCUUUAAAGGUUCGAAAGGAGAAACUGGGAGACAGAAUAGCAGCAUUGCAGCAGCUGGUGGCACCGUUUGGCAAGACAGACACAGCUUCAGUGUUAAUGGAGGCGAUUGGAUACAUCAAGUUUCUUCUGGACCAAGUCGAGAAGUUAUGUGGAAGAUACAUGAAAUUAUCUGGCAAUAAAAGAUCAAGAACAGCAUUGCAAGAGGCGUCAAACUUGGAGAGUUUGGGGCCAAAGCAAGAUUUAAGGAGUAGAGGACUUUGUUUAGUACCAUUGUCGUGCACAUCAUACAUGACAAGCGAGCAAGGAGUUUGGCCUCCCUCAAACUAUGGAGGAACUGAUUGAAUUUUACUGCAUUAUUGUUUGUGAAGAGUUUUAGGUUUAUUUUAAGUGACUUGCUAGUGACUGAUUCCUCUGUGUUCUGUUUCCUGUACGUCUCCAUUAGUUUCUUCCUGCAUAUCAUCCAUUUUUCACUUGUAAUACAACCAGGCCAGGGCGUGCAACAAGUUAAUGGAGCAGACUUGUAUUGUCUUCCACUGAAUGCAAAACUGAAUGAUCUGUAUUAAUACGACAAUAUAAAUCAAUAAAA
Messenger RNA from Zingiber officinale, 1602 nucleotides. RefSeq names its product transcription factor bHLH110-like. Gene Ontology annotation, biological process: regulation of transcription by RNA polymerase II. The transcript is spliced from 7 exons. NCBI's taxonomy places the organism in Eukaryota, Viridiplantae, Streptophyta, Magnoliopsida, Zingiberales, Zingiberaceae. Gene Ontology annotation, molecular function: protein dimerization activity; DNA-binding transcription factor activity, RNA polymerase II-specific; RNA polymerase II cis-regulatory region sequence-specific DNA binding. The coding region runs from base 372 to 1358 and encodes 328 amino acids. Gene Ontology annotation, cellular component: nucleus. The record is from RefSeq and is a predicted model, not a curated record.